This is a messenger RNA of Plenodomus lingam JN3, 2274 nucleotides long. RefSeq lists its product as uncharacterized. The record is from RefSeq and is a predicted model, not a curated record. NCBI's taxonomy places the organism in Eukaryota, Fungi, Ascomycota, Dothideomycetes, Pleosporales, Leptosphaeriaceae.
AUGCCAGUCUCCCACAUUGGUCUGACCGUUUCGCAUCUUCCAACUGCAACGUCCUUCUUUUUGGCAGCUCUACAGCCCCUUGGCUACCGCUACAUUGGCAAAUCAGGCGACCAAGUUGGUCUUGGUAUUGAGAAUGCAGACUUCUUCCUGUGCCAGGAAACCCCUGAUGUAAAGGCUGGCGCCGCACAUAUUGCCUUCACCGCUCCAAGCUCCACGGCCGUUCGCAAUUUUUACACCGCUGCAUUAAAUGCUGGCGCGCGUCCCAAUGGAGCACCCGCCGCCCGAUGUGCCGACAAGAGUCAAUUCAACGCUGCGGUGCUUGAUUUUGAUGGUAACAGCAUUGAAGUCGUCUACCGAGAGGGACCAGACAUGAAGGACGACGGCACCGUCGUCACCCACAGCAGGGUCAUCAAGUGGCAGCGCUCCUCCUUGGGAAAUCAUCGUGAUGACAGAAGUGCCGUCAGUUCCCGUGCUGCGCCCGAGGUCCCAGCAAACGCGGAAUCGGUAGCCUCCAAAGCAACAAAUGGAAAUGGAAACAUCAACAUCAAUAUAACACAGCCUGCUGCCCAACAGCCUGCGAAGAGUGGCGAAUCGGGAACCAAGACGCUGAUUGGAACCCUCCUUGGUGCUGCAGCCGGUGCUGCUGUUGCAUAUGCAAUGGUCAACAGCGAACGUGACAGCGCGAAGAAGGAAUCAGAGUUCAACGCGUACAUGGUCGCCAAGGAUACGGUGAAGGCUGCUGUGGGCCAUCUCGCUCAGGCCUCAUCCCAGCCCCAGCUGCCCCAACCGGCAGACCCACAACCCGCUACUCAGACCGCACCUCCACCGCAGUCAGUACACCGCAACAUCGACGCGCAGUCGUACUAUUCUUCUUCACCGUCCCAGCCACCUAGCAAUUACGCUCCAAGGCAGAUUGAGGCAGCACCCUCGAGUUACUACCAGCCACCGACUUACACGUCCGUGCCCCCUACGCAGGUUGCAGAGCCACGGGCCAUCGAAUAUGUACCGGCAUACUCGGUUGCGCCAUCGCAGGCGCAGUCGCAAGCAUCGCAGGCGCGCUCAAGAGUCCCCGCUUACCGCUCUCAAACCAGCCCUGAGCUGUUGACGAUGGAGAAGGCAAGAAGUGUCGCAUCGACACUGAAACCCGAAACUGUCGUCUCAAAUGCGAGAUCAUCGAGAAGCGCCGCUCAGAGUACUGCUCCCAGCGACUCGGAGAGCAGCUACUCAAAGUCGAAAUCGAGGAACCGUGCUCACAGUGUUGCCCCCAGCGAUGCUGAAAGCGGGGUCACAAAAUCGAGGUCCAGAAGCCAUGCUCCUCCCAGUGUUGCCGCUAGCGAUGCCGAGACCGUACUUGAGAAAGGAAAGUCUAGAAAUCUCCAGUGUUAUGCACAGAGUGUUGCACCUAGCACCCUCAUCUCUUCCUUUGUGCCUGAUCAAGUCGAAAGGAGGAGUAGCGCGGGUAGCAUUCAGUCGUAUCACUCAACCCAGUCCAAGACCAAGUCAACUGCCUCUCACUCAUCUAAACACUCCUCGCAUCCAAAGCACGGUAGUAGUCGUCACAGAGAUGGUGAGGAAAAGUCUUCUCCACCUCCACCUGAGUCCAAGGCUCCUUCGAAAGUUGGCAAGGCCGCCUCGAUGAUCAGUAGUUUCCUUGGGCGCGACAAGUCAAAGGCCGGCGAAGAUUACGACUUCAUUGACGACCUUGACAUUGAAGAGCUCACUGAAGAUGACGACGAUCUGAGCACCGUCGUGCCCAGUGACAGCAUCUCGCAGAUCGGCGGGCCUCCCCGUCGCCGCAAGCAUCGCCGCAGAAGCGAAAAGGAGGCUGAAGGCUCCGUCCUCGGCCACAAGAGCCGCAAGGACUCCGACUCGAUCAUCAGCAAACAGAGUUCUUCCUCUAAACACAGCAAGCGACCCCAUCACUCCCACCGCUCAAAUUCUCACCACUCGGAAGACGCUGCCGAUGACGAGGACUCCUCUCGCGCUCGUCGUAGCUCCCGUCCCUCUACUGUCUCAGAGGCUAGCGACGCUAGCACUGUCAGACCUGUCAAGGCCGAAGGCUCGGGCUCCUCCAAGGCUGGCACUAGGAAGGAUUCUGUGACCCAGGGACAGUACGAUGGCUUGUGGGAUCAGGUGCAGUAUGGAACCGGUGACGUUGCCGUCCGCGGUAUCACGCCUUCGAUGGUUUCUGCAGCCAACAAGAACAAGACCAGGACCAUGAUUGGCUUCAAUCACGCGCAGAAACAGCGCGUUUUUGAAGGCGCGUCCUCUUAG